AAAAUGGAUGAAGGAAAUCAGUCUGCAGUAUCAGAAUUUGUACUUUUGGGAAUGUGCCACUCACAGAAUACACAAGUCUUUCUGUUCGUGAUAUUUUUGAUGCUAUACAUAAUCAUUGUAUCUGGAAAUGCUGUCAUCAUGAUAUUAAUUGUCACUGACUCCCAUCUACAUUCCCCCAUGUACUUCUUUUUGGCCAACUUAUCUUUUGUUGAUAUGUGGCUUUCCUCAGUGACAACUCCUAGGAUGAUCACAGAUUUUCUCAGAGAUAACAAGACUAUUUCCUUUGAAGGUUGCAUGUGUCAGAUUUUCUUUGCCCACUGCAUUGCAGCAGGCGAGAUGGUGCUGCUAGUGGUCAUGGCCUAUGACCGCUAUGUGGCCAUCUGCAAACCACUGCAUUACUCUACCAUCAUGAGCUGGGGAAAGUGCACUGAGCUGGUGUUAACUUCCUGGAAUAUUGGUCUUGUGCAUGCCUUGAGUCAUCUGGUUGUGAUUGUGAAACUACCUUUCUGUGGGCCCAGGGAAAUAGACAGCUUCUUCUGUGACAUACCACUGGUUAUCAAGCUGGUCUGCAUGGAAUCUUACAAUCUGGACAUUUUAAUGAAUGUUGAUUGUGGUUUUGUGGGUGUAACCUUCUUUGCUCUAUUGCUGAUCUCCUACACAUACAUUCUUCUCACUGUCCGCCAAAGCUCUAAAACAGGUGCUUCCAAGGCACUGUCCACCUGCACUGCCCACAUCACAGUGGUGGUGAUCUUCUUUGUGCCCUGCAUCUUCAUCUAUGUGUGCCCACUAAACAUCACAUGGCUAGACAAAUUUCUUGCUGUGUUUUAUUCUGUUUUUACUCCUCUCUUAAAUCCAGCCGUAUAUACACUGAGAAAUAAAGAGAUGAGAAAUGCUAUGAAAAGAUUAAGGAACAUUUACAUGAGUUUCCAGGAAAAUACUUAA
Molecule: messenger RNA, 942 nt
Organism: Cavia porcellus (domestic guinea pig)
Lineage: Eukaryota; Metazoa; Chordata; Mammalia; Rodentia; Caviidae
Product: olfactory receptor 4K14-like
Exons: 1
Coding region: 4-942 (312 amino acids)
Biological process (GO): G protein-coupled receptor signaling pathway
Cellular component (GO): plasma membrane
Molecular function (GO): olfactory receptor activity; G protein-coupled receptor activity
Source: RefSeq, a predicted model, not a curated record